Molecule: messenger RNA, 878 nt
Organism: Daktulosphaira vitifoliae (grape phylloxera)
Lineage: Eukaryota; Metazoa; Arthropoda; Insecta; Hemiptera; Phylloxeridae
Exons: 3
Coding region: 41-550 (169 amino acids)
Source: RefSeq, a predicted model, not a curated record
UUGAAUUUUCUAGGAAUUUUAUCCCUUAGCAUUUUAUUGCAUGCAACUAGCUAUUUUUAAACUUGAGGAAAAUGCUAAUAAUAAGGGUCAAAUUAGUGAAUCAAAAAUGUUUGAAGUGUUAAACGAAUCAAGUCCUAUUAAUUUUGAAAGAAGAACUGCGAAUUACAAUUUAGAAGGAAAUUACUCAGAUGGUGUAAUGGUUGAUCUUUUACAACUUGCUAAGAAAACAUUUAAUUUUAUGAAAAUGAUUGAAGAUGCUUUUUUCGAACAAUUGCGUAAAGGUGAUGAAAAACAAAAUGGUUUCGUGUCAAAAGAAUAUGCAAAAGAAGUCAUUUUUAAUUGCAAAUUUUUUGAUGGCCGAAAUAAGGACGAUCGUCUAAAUAGGCUACUCGGAAAGUAUACAAAUGAGCAAAAUCAAUUCAAUUACUUAGAGAUGAAAAAAAACGUAUUAGAUGAUAUUGAGUCAGAUAAAUCUAAAAUUUAUUCUUAUAAUUAUAAGAAAAAAAAAUGGGUGCGUAAAUACAAAUUUACUCCUACUCAUUGUUUAUAAAAAUGUAGUAAAAUUUCAUUAAUUAUAUUUGUUUUAAUUGUUUAAAAUAAUAUUCAGAGAAAAUAUGUACAUUAGAGUACAUAUUAUCUCAAAUCUAUGUUAUUUAAUGCUGAAUUAAUUCGAUACAAUGCUUCCUUUUCAUACUAAUAUACCUACGUUGAUGAUAAAUUUUGUUUGCCUUAAUCGUUGUGUUUUAUUCAUUAAAGUUCAAAAAUCAGAAAAAUUAAUAUGUAUGUAUAUGAUUUAUUCAAAUAUAAUGUCUGUUAAAUAAAUCUUUUUUUUUAUUAUUCACUAUACUACAACUUUAUUAUAAGGAUUUCAGUCAUUA